Messenger RNA from Zootermopsis nevadensis, 1293 nucleotides. NCBI's taxonomy places the organism in Eukaryota, Metazoa, Arthropoda, Insecta, Blattodea, Termopsidae. The record is from RefSeq and is a predicted model, not a curated record.
AUAAUUACAAAUAAUCUGUGAUGGAGGCUAUAUACAGUGUUUGUGAUUGAGUUUGUGGAAUCUUAAUUUACUUAUUGAAGUGUUUUAAUGGUAGCAGAUUGCGUCGGUGGUCACUGCGAAAGGCUUGUUGAGGAAAGUACGUUUAAUGUGAAGGAUCUGUAACCUAAAGCUUUGAACAUGAGUGACACUUCAGAAGAUCUGAUUUUACCAUCUUCUCAAGAGUUGAAGGAUGCAGAAGCAGCUCGGAAAACACAAUGGGAAAAGUCGUCUGCCAAAGAUUCAAAUGGUGUUGAAAGCGAUCAGGAAAAUGAAAAUGCUGAAGAUAGUUCUAAAUCUCCGCCUAAAAUCCACCGUACUGCAACGGCAAUGGCAGUGGAAGAAACGGUAGAGGAAAUUGAAUUCAGGGAGAAAUAUUUUGAAGAUAAUCAUGAGGCUCUGACGAAACUCAAGUUGCGUUGCACAGCCUGCUCUUCUAGCCUAACGUCGGUAGUGCUAAAAGGUCGCAAUGUAUUCCAUCAUCCUGUACUGAGAGUACUCAUGUGUAAGCAAUGUAUCAAUUUCUAUGGAGAUGGGAAUUUCUCUAUGGACGAAGAUGGUUCAGAUAAAUACUGCCGAUGGUGUGGGCAAGGCGGAAUGCUGUAUUGCUGUUCAACUUGUUGCUGUGCUUUCUGCAAGAGAUGCAUCAAGCAGAAUCUGAAUCGUUCCAUCCUUAAAGACAUCGAGUCAGAGGACUGGCAGUGUUUUGUGUGCAAUGGAAAGCCUCUUUGGGAACUGCGUGCCAUCUGUGUGAAUGCUCAGUCAUAUUCUAUGAAGAUGAGAUGUAGACAAGAAGGAAACCAGUGUAAUAUUAAACAGCUGAAAAAGAAACGGACUCAGUUAAAGCAGAAGUCACGUCUACUAAGUCAGAAGAAUUUCAGCACUAAGAGCAGUUCUGAUGAUGAUACAAGUUUGAAUGAAAUGCAGGAGUUAUCCAGGAAUAGACGUAAACAGAAUUUUGGUAAUUCACUAUCUGAGUCAGAGGAAUGUGAGAAGAAAGUAAAAAACGGCUCUGUUACUGAAAACAAUGCGUCAGUUUCGGAUAUAGGAGCGAGCACAGACAGUGAAGAAGUUAGCUCUGGCGAUUUCAAGAAAAGGAGAAACCGUAAAAAAAAGUCUAAGCGUGAACUUAGUAAGGUAGGGCGCAACUCUAGUGCUGCUGAGAAAAGAAGCAAGACAGAAUCUAAACAAGGAAGUGAAAUUGCCGACAAGAAGAAGCUACCGAAAGAGUUGGAAGAUGUUUGGAGAAGAAAGUAA